Messenger RNA from Balaenoptera musculus (blue whale), 781 nucleotides. RefSeq names its product vacuolar protein sorting-associated protein 26A-like. Gene Ontology annotation, cellular component: retromer complex; endosome. The transcript has a single exon. Gene Ontology annotation, biological process: intracellular protein transport; retrograde transport, endosome to Golgi. Lineage: Eukaryota; Metazoa; Chordata; Mammalia; Artiodactyla; Balaenopteridae. The coding region runs from base 1 to 705 and encodes 234 amino acids. The record is from RefSeq and is a predicted model, not a curated record.
AUGGGUUUUCUUGGAGGAUUUUUUGGUCCCAUUUGUGAGAUCAAUGUUGUUCUUAAUGAUGGGGAAACCAGGAAAAUGGCGGAAAUGAAAACUGAAGUUGGCAAAGUAGAAAAACGCUAUCUUUUCUAUGAUGGAGAAUCUGUUUCAGGAAAGGUAAACCUAGCCUUUCAGCAACCUGGAAAGAGGCUAGAGCACCAAGGAAUCAGAAUUGAAUUUGUAGGUCAAACUGAACUUUUCAAUGACAAGAGUAAUACUCACGAAUUUGUAAACCUAGUGAAAGAACUAGCCUUACCUGGAGAACUGACUCAGAGCAGAAGUUAUGAUUUUGCAUUUAUGCAAGUUGAAAAGCCAUGCGAAUCUUAUAUCGGUGCCAAUGUCUGCUUAAGGUAUUUCCUUAAAGUGACAAUAGUAAGAAGACUGACAGACUUGGUAAAAGAAUAUGACCUUACUGUCCACCAGCUUGCUACCUAUCCUGACGUCAACAACUCUAUUAAGACGGAAGUGGGCACUGAAGAUUGUCUACACAUAGAAUUUGAAUAUAAUAAAUCAAAGCAUCAUUUAAAGGAUGUGACUGUGGGAAAAAUUUACUUCUUAUUAGUAAGAAUAAAAAUCCAACAUAUGGAGUUACAACUGAUUAAAAAAGAGAUCACGGAAUUGGACCCAGUGCCACAACAGAAACAGAAACAAUCGCUAAAUAUGAAAUAAUGGAUGGUACACCAGUAAAAGGUGAAUCAACUCCAAUAAGACUGUUUUUAGCGGGAUCUGACCCAACUCCAACAAU